UGUUUAGUUCUCACCUGGGCGUUGCCAUCUGGAGAACAAACAUUAUUUUCCAUUUCAAUUCGCGAUCAUGAGUGACAAUUCCAUGAGGUUAGAAAACUAUGAAGUCCUUAAAGCUCUCUACGAUUUCAAGGCCACCUUUGCCAAAACCCUCAGCUUUCAAGAAGGUGAUUACUUUAUUUUAUAUCAAACUAACACCAAGCAGAGGAACUGGUGGCAAGUUGUCAACAGGGAUGGCCAUAUUGGAUACAUUCCUUCUAAUUAUGUCACCACCGUGAAGGUAACGUCCCAAGUAUUGAUUCAGUUUUUGGAAGAUUGUAUAGCAAAUGCGAUUGCAGAGACUAAGAAACAAAGUGGAUUACACUUAGAUAAGCAGGAUCUUAUUCUAAAAUUAAUAGAAAAGAAAAAGCUAGCAGAAUUGAAUAAGAAACCUAAAAAGCAAGCUCCAAUGCCUCCAGAUUUUGGGAAUGUCACACCUACCAGAGAAACAUCUUCAUCUCCUGUCUGUACUGUACAAGAAGGAGAUGUCAAUCCUGCUCAGAGUAAUACUUCAUACAUGACUGCACAGACAACUGUGCAUGGUAAUACAGAUAAAGAGGAAGCACCAGUUGUUCCACAGUGUCAGCACAGUACUAUAAGCGAUCAAAGAAAGCAGUCUCUGCCACGUCAAUCUUCCUCUGAAACACAAAAGGUUCAAACAGAUGUUCGCAAAAGUCCUUCUCAGGGUAGUGCCAGACAAACCCCUAACAGUUCACCUAUAAAGAAAAAGACUUCAUUAUGUGAUAUCAAUUCUCAUACUGCUUAUCAGUUACUUGACCAAGUACGGAGAAAUACUCAGUUAAGUUAUGAAAUGUCUAAAGUAGCUGUCACAGUAGUUGUUUCUGGUCUACAACAAUUACUGCCACCAAAUGUGAGCCAUUAUUUUGAUGCACUAUUGCAUCAGUUGGAAACACCAUUUACAGUAUCACAAAUGAGUAUAGAGGAAACAUAUGAUGCUAACAGAUUAAAAGUAAUUUUUACAGAGCUUACUUCUUGUAAAGAAGAUUCACAACAGAGAAAUUGGAUGCUUUAUGAAGAUGAAUCUAUUAUUGUUGAUUAUAUAAAAGAGCUUACUUCUAUAUUGACAAAUGCUGAUGCAAAUGUAUCUAGAUACGUUUUACAACAGGAUCAAUAUAAUGGAGUUAAUAUAUUAAUACAGUAUUAUCAAAUGGAGCCUAGGUGGACUAUCAGACAAUUACUCUUACAGUCAUUUGGUGUGAUGUGUAGUCUAGAUUCUGUGAUUUUGACCAUAAUGUUAAACAGUGUAUUGCCUAUGGAACUAGCAAGAGACAUGAGAAGUAAUCCCAGAAAUGUAACUAAAUUAAAUUAUUCUUCAUUAUUACUUACUAUGAUUUUCUCAAUGGGUGAACCUAUGCCUGUUACGCAUUUGGAGCAACUCGGCCCAGAUUUUAUAGCAUUUAUUCUGGACUUAAUAGAGAAUCCUCCUGACAUGGAUUUGGAAGAUCAGAUUCCAGAUUUAUUUGUAAAUUUAAUAUUGUCUUAUAAUUUACAAUUCACGAACUCAGAGAAUAUAGUUCUGAAUGCGUUGAAGGGAAGGACGGUUGCAAAAAAUUUUACUGAAAAAAUUUUGCUAUUAUUUAACAGGGAAGAGGAUCCUGUACGAAUAUUUGAUCACCAACCACCACCACCGCAUUCUGUACUGAAGCUAUUUAUCGACCUGUUCAGUAACGACGUUACGGCAGGUCUCUUCUAUACCAAUGACGUGAAAGUACUAAUCGAUAUUAUAUUGCGCCAACUGUAUGACAUGUUUCCCGGAGAUAAGCGUAGACAAUAUUUAGAAUUAUGCCGAAGAGUACUUCGUACAUCCAGUUAUAACGAACAUAGAUAUCGUUCAGAAGAUUUAUUGAAAUGUUUCACAAGGAUAUUCUGCGAGGAGACUGGGGAAAGUCAAGAAGACCAGCAGUCGGUACGCGAGAUUAGCAAUGAAUUUCCGCAUUUAUUUAAGAUGUGACAUUUACUUUCCUCCUCCGAGAAUAAAGAUUUGGAGGAAGACGACUUGCAAACUCUUGUGUAAGAAAGCGUUGCUGUACACAGUGCAGAGGAAUCAGGUUACUGAUCAGAAAAAUCUUCUUUAUUUUUCUAAUCUCUAUUUUGCAUAUAUUUUGCUCAGCUAACGUAAUUAUGAACGCACACGCGAUUCGCAGAAUUUUAAGCGCAUUAAAUUCUAUUUUUCCCGUUUUAAUCUUUCUAUUAAACAAUAUCACUUAUUCUAGAUAAAAAAAGAA
Messenger RNA from Megachile rotundata (alfalfa leafcutting bee), 2282 nucleotides. Its product is annotated as NCK-interacting protein with SH3 domain. Gene Ontology annotation, molecular function: protein binding; Arp2/3 complex binding. The record is from RefSeq and is a predicted model, not a curated record. Lineage: Eukaryota; Metazoa; Arthropoda; Insecta; Hymenoptera; Megachilidae. Gene Ontology annotation, biological process: endocytosis.